Molecule: messenger RNA, 3353 nt
Organism: Rhopalosiphum maidis (corn leaf aphid)
Lineage: Eukaryota; Metazoa; Arthropoda; Insecta; Hemiptera; Aphididae
Product: tenascin-like
Molecular function (GO): protein binding
Source: RefSeq, a predicted model, not a curated record
GGAGAAUAAUUCUGGAGAAGAAGACAUACGAAAUCCAUUUAUUACUGCUAAUGGUUUGGAGUGCUAUGACGUCAAAAUUCAUUUGAGAACAAAUGCUAUUGGUAUGCCGAUUAACUUCAAUGGAUUCGUUCCGAAUUCUGAUACGAAAAGUUUAGAAUUCAUAGCAGACAGAAAAUAUCCUACAAGAUUAAACAAUAUUUUCACACAAAAUCAAAUUAAGUACAACACCACAGAUUGGACCAUCACGACGAUAUCUAUGUCUAAUGAAGCAGAACCACCGAGGAAGUUCAAUUAUAAUUUGCUCUUAUGGAAAGCUAAUACCAAUGAAGAAUCUUUCAAAAUUAAAUGGAAACAAAGAAACUCGAUAAAAAUGUGUAUAUCCAUAUCAUAUUUACUAGAAGACGAAUCGAAAUGUACAUUAUCAGUGGAACUAACUGAUGGAGAAAAUUUAAAAAAAAAAAUCAUGAAUGCUUAUGCUAUAAAAGAAUCGAGAGAUCUAAAAACAUUGUUAUUGAAAAAUGAUUAUUGGUUAAACAAGAACCAGACAUAUAGUUUAAAUUUUAAGCUCUUAAAAAAUAAAAUAGAACCGACAUCCAAUACAAAAUUUGAUUUUUUUAUUGAAGAAGAGAAUAAUACUCAUGUAUUAUAUGCCGAAGGUUGUAAAAUUGGAAUUAAACGUAUAGCCCAGUGCACAGAUGAAUACGAAAAUGAAGAUAUAUUGACUAUAAAUGAAAAAGAAUUACAAGAUACACCAUCUAAUGUUUCGUUGACCUUCAAUGUUUAUCCAUUUGAUAAUGAGCCACAACAAAAUAUUAUUUCACCGAGUUCGGAGUGCCAUAACGGAGGAUUCGCAAACUAUAACGGAUGUGUAUGUCCUCCUGGCUUUAAAGGCAAUAACUGCGAAUAUGGAUGUGGACCGAACAAGUUUGGCGCUGACUGCACCGGAAUAUGUUCAAUACAUCAAACGCGAUGUCGACAAAUGAUGAUGUGUACCAAAGGAUUUGGGUGCAAAUGUCCAGCGGGAUUUAGUGGUCUCCAGUGCACCAAAGAAUGUACAAGUGGUACGUACGGCGUUAAUUGCGAGCAACAAUGUCCAAAAGCAUGUUUAACAUCAUGUAACAUAUACACUGGCGUUUGCAACAAAGGAUGUAUAGCCAGUUACAUUGCACCGGAUUGUAGAGAAAAAUAUCCAUGGCUUGAAUCUCCGCCACAACUGGAAUCGUCAGAUUUUACGUCAAUAAAAUUAAAAAUUGAUUUUAAUUCAGAAAACAUAGGAGGCAGUCGCAAUGUUAACCCGAUGUUUUACCAAAUCAUGUAUAAAAUUGCUAGAAAUGAAUCGGAAUUUCAAUACUUAGAACUAAAAGAAAUUGGAAAACAAAAAUCUGUAGUUGAAACAACGGAAAAUCUCAAACCCGGAAUAUCGUACACUUUUGGUGUGAUCCUAGUUUCAGAAGACGGAAAUUACAAUAUAGAAGAUAUCAUAACUGUUAAUUAUUCCACCAACUGUCUAUUGCCGGUCAGUACAAAUUAUGAUGUUAACUUGUUGAGUGGCCUAGACUACAUCAAUGUCACUUGGAACAAGCUUAAUGAUCAAGAUGAAGGGUACUGCAAAAUAACGGUAUAUUUAUUGAGACUGAUCUUUAAAAACCUACCACUACAGCAACAAACUUACUUAGAAGAAGUAAAAUCCAAUAAAAAUAAUGGAUAUAUUUUUGAAAAUCUACUACCCAAUGAAAAAUACGCAGUACAAGUAACAGCAAUAACGGCAACAGGUCAGACUAAACCAUCAAUAUUGUCAUUUAUUUACACCGAACCUAAUGAACAUAUUCAAAUAAAAAACAUAAAAACCAAAUUUAAUGAGAAUUCAACACUGAUAAUAACGUGGGACAUUAAUGAAAGUCAUACAUAUAAGCCAUUAAAUUUUGAAAUUAAAUACAAGGUUAAUAAGUAUUUUAGUUGUUCAAACAAAAUCAUAACAAACAAUUGGACAUCACUGUUAGUUUACAAUCAGACCAGACAAGAAAUCUCGAAUUUGAUACCAAACGCGCAGUAUAUAAUAAAAGUUGAGCUAACAAAAAAAGGAUAUACUUACGACGACUAUUCUAAUAUGAUUUAUGUAAAAACACCUAUCUCUAAACCAAUGAUAACACCUUUAAUUAAUGAAGAAAAUAGUUCAUAUAUUACAAAUCGAAGUGCACACUUCAAUUGGAAGAUAAACAAAACCGAGUGCUCUAAACUAAAUGGUUUCUUUCGAGGAUACCAGGUCAUACUUAAAGAUAUAGUCGAACGCACGCAAGUAGCAAAGUCAGUUAAAGAAAACAUGGUGAACUACAACGGAUUAAAACCAGACACUAAUUACGAACUGCAAAUAUACGUAAUGACAAAUCAUGGAUACAACUUGGAACAAGGAUUGUUAAUACCGUUCAAAACCAAAACUAAAUUUUUAGUACCAGUGAACGAAUUAAUAGUUUACAAGAAAAAUUUAAAGAAAAAAUCGAUUGGAAUCAGAUGGAGUUACCCCAAUGAAAAUGAUAUGAAUGGUUUUAUCGUCAUCGCAAUCGAUGAGAAUUUGAAUAAUACAAAACGAAUUAUUAUAGAACCCGCGGAAAGAUGCAUUGCUUGGCCAAAAUUUUAUUGCACUACUUUUGAUAACCUUAUACCCAACAACCAGUACACCAUAAAAGUAAAAGCCAAAUCACUAGACUAUCCAACAGGUGGUCCGACGGCAUCGGUCGUCACUAAUUUCAUCGAUGGGUUUGCAGGUAAACCGGAAAAUCUCAGGACAACAAGCGUAGGCUCCACGUACAUUUCCCUGGAAUGGGGUAUUCCAUAUAUACUCAACGGUGUAUUGAAAUCGUUCAUAGUGAACAUCAAAGAGAUUUUGUCUCAAAAAAGUGUAUUAUACGUUGAAUUCCCGAUAAUAGAAGAACUCCCAACCUAUAAUUGUACGAUAUACGACUUAAAGCCCGGUUUCACUUAUUCAAUUGGUGUAUUAUCAAAGACCUCGUCUAAUGGUCAAACUAGUACAAUAUACGUGACAACUCUGGUGUCUACUAUCGCAACUAUUGUUGAUGUUGAUACCGAACAACCCAUCCAAGUUACAACUUGAAGUGCAUUAUACAAUGUCGGGUAAAUCUGAUGGUGUAUACUGUGUAGAUUCUUAGUACCUUUAAAGUUUAAGAUUAUUAAAAAUAAUAUUGAAUAAUGAAAAUUUCGUUUUUAUCAUAAUUUUCGUUUUUAGAAUACAUAUUAUAAUUUAUUUUCUCGAACCAACUCAAAAAUGUUGAGUCAAAAUAAACAUGUACCAGUGUAACUUAACCUAUUAAAGCCGAUUAAACAUUUACUGGCCUAAC